CAACUGUCGUUUUAGUUGAUCCAGAGUACCAGAAGGAAGCAGAGCAGAGACACCGAGAGUUGGCCGCUAAAGCUGGAGGAUUUAAUGACUUUGCAACUUUAGCCGUCAUCUUUGAGCAGUGCAAAUCAAGUGGAGCUCCAGCUUCAUGGUGCCAGAAACAUUGGAUUCAUUGGAGGUGCUUAUUUUCUGCAUUUCGUGUUGAAGCUCAACUCAGAGAACUGAUCAGGAAGCUUAAACAGCAAAGUGAUUUCCCAAGAGAGACCUUUGAAGGCCCUAAACAUGAAGUCCUGCGAAGAUGUCUUUGUGCGGGUUAUUUCAAAAAUGUAGCUCGAAGGUCUGUUGGGAGAACAUUUUGCACAAUGGAUGGGCGUGGAAGCCCAGUUCAUAUUCAUCCUUCCUCAGCACUUCAUGAACAGGAAACCAAACUUGAAUGGAUCAUUUUUCAUGAGGUAUUAGUUACCACCAAAGUCUAUGCAAGAAUUGUGUGUCCAAUUCGUUAUGAAUGGGUGAGAGACUUGCUGCCCAAGUUGCAUGAAUUUAAUGCACAUGAUUUGAGCAGUGUGGCCCGACGUGAAGUGAGAGAAGAUGCACGAAGGAGAUGGACCAAUAAGGAAAAUGUAAAGCACCGGAAGGAUGGAAUAUCCAAAGAAGUCCUAAAGAAAAUGCAAAGAAGAAAUGAUGAUAAAUCCAUAUCAGACGCACGUGCUCGCUUCCUGGAGCGGAAGCAGCAGAGGUCCCAGGAUCACAGUGACACAUUGAAGGAAACAGGCUAAGCCCUGAGCCCUCCAAUUCAGGAAGCAGGAAAAACAGCCAGAAACGUGUUUCUUCUCUGCCGUUUAUGCCAGACAGCACCACCAAGAGGAAGUGGCCAGCAGCCCUUUUUAAGCAUACUAGUUAAAAGCAAAUCAGAGCUCAUCGGUACCAAUAAAUGGAAUUUUCAAAGAAAAAAUUGAGUUGCCAUUGUCAUAGGCAAUUAUAUAUGAAACCAAUGAAAAGACAAUAUAUGUGGUAUUUUCCUCACUUCAGUUUUGCUGGCCUUAACUGGUAUCAAAUGCUGUCAGUGAGAUAUUUUCAAAGAACAUUGAGUUGUAUUUAAUCAGUGUGUAUUCCAUUUGCAUUGAAGCAUUAAAAAUUAUUUUCCUUAAAUCUCUUUAAGGCCUUCUUGUUGCUAAUAGAGUAGUAUUAUAUCAGGUUAUCAGGUUUGUGACCAUUUCCUUCCGAAGGCUAAACAUAAGAGGUUUUUACUCAGCAAUACUUAGAUGUCUAACCGUUUAAUUGCUACAGAGCUUUAUAGAUAUUUAGAGAAAAUACUUAAUCAAUUAGUAAAUAAGAAAAUUGCCUAUGGCAAGAUUCUUUGUUGAAUUAAUAUUAAUCCUUAAGUUGACUUUUCUGGAAUUAUACAAAUUCCUUUUUAUAUAAAAGUAUAUUGUUUAAAACAGUAGCUAUAGCCAUUAACCAAAGGACAGAUGAUAUAUGCGGUCUUUUUUAGCUGUCCCUGCAUACUUGUGUCAGCACCACAUAUGUAAAUGUGACAGUCUUUCAAACAGCCCUUCCACCUGGCCUAUUGUCUUGCCUCCAGCUGCUUGGAUAGGACCAUUUAAACAUUUAUUAUGCUGAUCUUGAAAUGGGAUUUUCAAAGCAGCUAACUCUACAUCACCAGUGUUUCAAAUUGGAACCUUGAGGCUAGUUAUUGCCACACUCAGCACUUGUCCACUGUUGUUCACUGCCUUGUAUUCUCGUUAUUUGUGUAUUUGUCGGUCUCCCCACUAGAUUAUACGCUCCUGUGGGCAGGGACUGUGUCUUUUUCAUCUUUGUAUCUUUCAUGGCACCUAACACAGUGCUUUGCACAUAGUAGUCAUUCAAUGUCUGUUAAAUAAAGGUAUUAGUGUUCAAAUUCAAAAGGUA
Molecule: messenger RNA, 1905 nt
Organism: Odocoileus virginianus texanus
Lineage: Eukaryota; Metazoa; Chordata; Mammalia; Artiodactyla; Cervidae
Source: RefSeq, a predicted model, not a curated record